ACCAAAAACCAAAAAGUUGAAGUUUUUUCAAACCCCCGCCUAUGCUAUAAAAGCCCCACUCACAUCUUGACAUCUUCCCCACCCCCUGUCACAGAAGAGGAGUCUGCUACUCUAGUUUUUCGUGCUGGACCCCACAAACUCACGAAAUCCACGACCUCGCUCAUAUGGCUGACGUCUCCGUUCUUCCCUGCAACGACGGCAUUUGCAUGAUGUGCAAGCAGAUGCCGUCGCCGGAGGAGAUUCUCCCCUGCAACACAUGCACCUCCCCCUGGCACGUCUCCUGUCUCUCUGUCCGUCCCGAUACUGUGGCCGAGGCUUUGGACUGGGAGUGUCCGGACUGUGCUCCGGCGGCCGAUUCCGAGCAGGCUGCUGUGAAUUCUGUCGGCGCCAGAGGUGACGGAGGCGGCGACGACGGUCUCAUCGCCGCUAUCAAAGCCCUGGAGGCCGACGAGUCAUUGACGGAGAGAGAAAAGGCCAGGAAACGACAGGCGUUGAUGUCCAAAACCGCAUUGCUGCCGUCCGAUAGCGAUGGCGCAGAUUCCGAGAAAAAGAUGAACGGUGGUAAUGACGCAAUACUCCUACGGAGCUUUUGCUGCACGAUUUGCAUGCAUCUUCCUGAGAGACCUGUUACGACACCUUGCGGUCACAAUUUCUGCCUGAAAUGCUACGACAGAUACGUAGCACAAGGAAAACGACAAUGUGCAAAUUGCCGCCAACCGAUUCCAUCGUCUCUGAGAAUCAACGAGGUUCUUGUGAGGGCGAUUCGUAGAGCGAACGUAGACAAACGCGCCACCGCAGGCGACGGCCAACGCCCCGUGGCGCAUUACCUUCACAACCAGGACCGUCCGGACAAAGCAUUCAGAAGCGAGCGAGCGAAGAAGGCUGGAAAUGCUAAUGCAUCGAGUGGAAGAAUAUUUGUUACUACUGCUAAGGACCAUUUUGGUCCCAUAACGGCCGAGUAUGACCCGGAGAGGAAUGAGGGUGUGUUGGUGGGGAGGACUUGGCAGUAUAGGAUGGAAUGCAGGCAAUGGGGGAUUCAUCGCUCUGUGGUUGCAGGGAUUUCGGGGCAGAGUAGGCAUGGUGCUCAGUCGGUAGUUUUGUCCGGAGGAUAUGAAGACGAUGAGGACCACGGCGAGUGGUUCAUUUAUACCGGAAGUGGUGGAAAAGAUUUAAGUGGAAAUAAACGGACGAACAAGGAACACAGUAAAGACCAGGAGUUUACGCACAUGAAUGAAGCGCUGAGGUUAAGUUGCAGAAUGGGUUAUCCAGUGCGAGUUGUGAGAUCCCACAAAGAGAAGCGGUCUUCAUAUGCGCCUAGAGAAGCAGUGGUGCGAUACGAUGGGAUUUACAGAAUUGAAAAAUGUUGGCGAAAGAAAGGAACGCAGGGAUUUAAGGUAUGCAGAUACCUUUUCAUGAGAUGUGAUAACGAACCUGCUCCUUGGACAUGUGAUGUUCAUGGGGACCGUCCAAGGCCUCUGCCAUUUAUAAAGGAGUUGAAAAAGGCAACCGAUAUAACAGAAAGAAAAGGAUCUCCAUCGUGGGACUACGAUGAAGAAAAAGAGUGCUGGUUGUGGAAAAAGCCUCCACCACUUAGCAAGCAACCAGUGGAGGAUAGUGGGGAUGCAGAGGAGGGGAAGAAAGUAAAAGUGAAGAGAGCUCAUCGGCAGAGACAGAUUAUGGAAGAAGAGAUCCAGAGAGAGUUUGGCUGUCAUAUAUGUCAUAAGGUUUUGACUUCCCCUGUUACAACACCAUGCGCUCACAACUUCUGCAAAGCAUGCUUAGAAGGUGCCUUUGCUGGUUUGACUUAUAUAAAAGAGAGGACAUGCCAUGGAAGAAGAACACUGAGACCACAAAAGAAUGUCAUGAAUUGCCCGCUGUGUUCGACUGACAUAGCUGAGUUUCUCCAAAAUCUAAAGGUUAAUACGGAUCUCAUGAAUGCCAUAAAAGACAUGCAGCAGAAAUUGGAAGAUUUGGAAGAGGAAGAGGAAGCUGAAAAGGAAGUAGAAGAUCAGGAACAGGAAGAAAUUGACAAUGACGGUAAAGAGACUGUGGAUGAAGCCAAAGAAAGCAUCUCACCAGCACCCCAGACUGAAACUACACCGCAAGAAGCUUGUGAGCAAAAGAAACCAACUCGUAAGCGAAAGAAGUCAAACAAUGCCGAAAAUGCGGUGGAUGCUGGGGUAACGGCCAGGAGGAGUAAGAAGAGUAAAAUGGCAGUGGCAGUCUGAUGGAUUCAUGAUCAAGUUUUUCUCAUGGUCAUCCUAUCAAGUUUCCUUCACCAAUUGGCCUAUCAAUUCGUUAAUAAAUCUAUUGUUCUCAAUAAGAAAGCUGGUCUGCAGCUCAAUAAAGUUUUCUCCUAUGUCAUUCUUGAGUUCAGCUUUGUAAAUGGUUGCGACUUUUUACUAAGCUUAUAGUGUCGCUUCUCAGAAGCAAUAAAAU
Molecule: messenger RNA, 2439 nt
Organism: Rosa rugosa (rugosa rose)
Lineage: Eukaryota; Viridiplantae; Streptophyta; Magnoliopsida; Rosales; Rosaceae
Product: E3 ubiquitin-protein ligase ORTHRUS 2-like
Exons: 9
Coding region: 165-2228 (687 amino acids)
Biological process (GO): protein ubiquitination; negative regulation of gene expression via chromosomal CpG island methylation
Molecular function (GO): metal ion binding; ubiquitin protein ligase activity
Source: RefSeq, a predicted model, not a curated record